AUGGGAAAUUCUGUUUGUUGCGGAUAUGAAGGGGAGGAGAACACGGAUAUAACUGCGCAGCAGUUGGCUCUAGCCGGUCUUAAAGAGUUACCAGCGAAGGUAUACGAUGCUUGGUUAAAGAAGUACAGCACAGGCAGCACCGUAGAGGUAUUAUUUCCAGAUGGGCAGCGUAUAGAAUGUAAGUUAACGCUUGAUUCUGUCAAGAGGAUCUUAACAUUGGUCUUUAAGGAGAAGGUUCGUCUUAUCCCUUUUCAAGACAUUGACUCAUGGAUCUAUGGGCCAUCAGCGCUGGAUCAUGCAUCCGCAGAUGCAAAACUUCUUAAAGACCCUAAAGUUGUGGGCUUUAGACUUUCUACAUCAGGCCGUGCUAUUGCUGUUGCCUUUGAUGCAACGGACAGUGCUAUUUGCUUCGUUCGUUUCUUAGAAAGUGUACUUGAGCAAACAAGGGAGCAAGAGGCAAAUUUAAACAGCACAAAAAAGCCAUGA
This is a messenger RNA of Eimeria maxima, 486 nucleotides long. RefSeq lists its product as hypothetical. The transcript has a single exon. NCBI's taxonomy places the organism in Eukaryota, Apicomplexa, Conoidasida, Eucoccidiorida, Eimeriidae. The coding region runs from base 1 to 486 and encodes 161 amino acids. The record is from RefSeq and is a predicted model, not a curated record.